UGUCAUUAAGGUAUGCCUACUUUAACGUUAGGUUUUUGUCAUCUUUUAAAACGUUAUUUAUUUCCAAGAUGCCUUAUUAUGCGGUAGCGCGAGGGCGAAUUUCGGGUAUAUUUAUGAAUUGGGCUGAUUGUGAAACACAGGUCAAGGGAUUCCCUGGAGCUCGUUAUAAAAAGUUCAACACAGCCGCUGACGCUGAAAAAUUCAUAAUAUCCGAAGGUGGUUCUCAAAAACCUGAAAAUGUUGCUAACGGAAAGAAAAUAAUUAAAGCCGCAAAUGCGCCGAUACAACACAAUACUCAGAAAUCGGUUAAACCUCCUAGAAAACGAACGAAAACACCUGAUAAUCAUAUUGAUACAGACAGCGAUGAAGAUGAUUUAAACAUGGUUUUAACAAAACAAAUGGAUGAUAUUGAAAAAAGGCUGAAACACUUUGAAAAAGAUGUAAAUAAAAUAAUAAAGAAAGGUACUAAAUCAAGUGACAAACAGACAAUUCUAAUUGAUAUACCACAACCAAAGAAACACAAAAGUGGAAAAGUUGAAUUUGUUGUAGAUGAAGAUGGUUAUGUACAGGUAUAUACAGAUGGUGCUUGCUCAUCAAAUGGUCGAAAUGGAGCCCGAGCUGGUAUAGGUGUAUAUUGGGCUGAUGGUCACCCACUAAAUGUGAGCGAGCCUGUCUCUGGCCGUGCAACAAACAAUUGCGGAGAGAUUCAGGCUGCAACUUCCGCUAUUAAAAUUGCCCUUCAGAAUAAAGUAAAAAAAUUGACCAUAAACACUGAUUCGAAGUUUCUAAUCAACUCUGUUACCAAAUGGAUGCCAGGGUGGAAACGAAAAGGUUGGAAACUGAAAUCAGGCGAACCAGUAAAGAAUGAGAAGGACUUUAAGGAGUUAGAUGAAAUUCAGAAUAAAUUGCAAAUAAAGUGGAUCUAUGUGGAAGCACACAAAGGAGUUCAUGGCAAUGAGAUGGCAGACCAGCUGGCAAAAGCAGGUGCAAGUCAAUAUGUAAAGUAACCAAUUUAACUACAAUAUAGUUUUAAGUAAUAAUUGUUUAUUGUUGAAAUAUGAUUACUGCAGGCCAGUGGACAUUUUUUCCAACUAUGUAAACACUUGUAUAUUUACUAUCACUUGAUGCUUUAUAGACUAGAAAAUUGCAUCAAGAAAUUAUGUUUAAUCAAAUAUGAUUUACUUAAAUAGGCUGAGAAAAAAAGCUGUUUUUUUUUGUCUUUCUGAAUAUUGUUUAUUUUAUUUUAAUGAUUCUAAGUAAGGAAACUCAGUUGUAUCAAUCAAAUUUAAAGCUAUGUUAUGUAAUUUCCAUUUCUCUUGUGUAGAAUCUAUGUAUUUUUUAUAGUUCACCAACUUCUAUUCUUAAUGAUUUUCCAAUUGUUUUCAUUUCAAUCUCUUAAAAUGACGGAAUUGUUCUUUUUUUCUAUAAAUACUUUCUAACGUUUUUUUGCUAAAGUUAUAUACUUGUGAUAUAUUUAAUGUAAUAUUGUAAUGUACUAUGUAUAAGAAGCGAGAUUUCUGCAUUGACUGAAAAUGAUCC
Papilio polytes (common Mormon) is the source of this 1539-nucleotide messenger RNA. RefSeq names its product ribonuclease H1 (gene rnh1). Gene Ontology annotation, molecular function: RNA-DNA hybrid ribonuclease activity; magnesium ion binding; nucleic acid binding. Gene Ontology annotation, biological process: DNA replication, removal of RNA primer. The record is from RefSeq and is a predicted model, not a curated record. Bases 69 to 1007 code for a protein of 312 amino acids. NCBI's taxonomy places the organism in Eukaryota, Metazoa, Arthropoda, Insecta, Lepidoptera, Papilionidae. The transcript has 3 exons.